AUGGUGACUCCCUCUCCUCCCCCAGUCACUGUGUUUCAGCCCCCAAACGCCCCUCCCUCCACCCUCCAAGUAGAGCUGGGUGGAAAUGUGCAUGGGGAACAGGUCAUGGAGGUGAGGCCUGUCCCCAAAGCCCAGGUCACUGUCACCACCCUGAGCCAGAGUUUAGGGGGUGGAGGAACCCAGGAGAUAAAGACGUGGGACUCACAGCUAGUUGGUGUCCCCAUCCACCCUUCCCCCCCAUACCCUCCACCUGCUUCCUCUCCCGGGGCCUCCUCGACCCUCUCUACCCAGCAUCCUCAUCCUCCUCUCUUCCCUCCAAUUCUUGGACCUGUGUUCAGGGAGCUAGGCUGGCCCCAGCCUGGGUCAGGGGGUUACUGA
Molecule: messenger RNA, 378 nt
Organism: Rangifer tarandus platyrhynchus (Svalbard reindeer)
Lineage: Eukaryota; Metazoa; Chordata; Mammalia; Artiodactyla; Cervidae
Source: the annotation of a GenBank genome assembly